AUGCUCGAAGAUGGCAUGCAUCUAGAAGUAUCAACAAGCCCUGUCGCUACUGAAUGGGACACUCCUUACAAUUGGGGAUGGGCGCCGCCGUCUGAGCCAUCGGGGGAGAAGCCCAAGGCUCACACCCUUCCUCCUUCUCUGGAUCACCAUCCCCUUCUUGGGGAUAUCCCUAUCUCUCACGAGCCAUUUACGAUCCCCGCACUAGGUGAUUCUCAGGUAUCAGCGUUCCCGUGGCUUCAAAAUGAGUCAGACGUCUCCCCAUCUCCUGGGAUGGAGAUUGUGCUACGACAGAGUUUCGGCAACGACGGAGACUUUUGCACAAACUCGCCGUCAAGCCCAUCGGAGCAUGGCCAAACUUCCAACGACGGCCUCGAGGAAAUAUUCAUUCCCCAUUCUCUCUCUGCGAGCCUGAACCUCUUCCCAUCGGACACAGAGCCAUCUGCAAUUCACCACUUCAAAACAUACAUGACCAGCACCCUCAGUGUCAAGAACGCGCAGUGGAAUAUCUUCUCGCACUUCCUCGCCUCUAGUAAGGCAAACACGUUCUCACCAAUACGAAGCGGCAUCAUCGCCUGGGCAGCAGCCCAUAACGGGCUGGACGGACAGAACUCUUCCGACGAGUACCUAGCCCAUUAUGCACAGGCAUCCGCCGAGAUGGACACCCUCACUACAUCCCUGGUGGUCAUGAAUGACUGGCGACAGGAACAGCUGGGUGUCGUCCUGGCAACGGCGUAUUUCCUCAGUCACUGCGAUCUCGUCACUGGCAACAUGUCAGGCCUUGUGUCAAGACUCGACAGCAUACGGGAGUUGAUUAAAGGAAGAUGUAAUCUCCUCAGCAGCGAACUGACCGGCGUCAGCGCGCGGCUGCUUCUCUGGCUGGCCUACUUGGACCUCCGACGGUCGAUAUUUCUUCCCAAAGGUGGCCAUGCUGCCGACACCAUCAUUUGGAUCAUCGAGAAUCAGGAGUCAUUGGCUCGGCUCUACCUCAGGAGCCGACUGUAUCUCAAGGAGGCUUUCGGCGAGAGCUACCCCAGCUUAGAACUGCGGGACGACAUGAUUCAGGACCCUGUGAAUUUGAAGUUUGCCGAAGGCAUGUCUAUACUCGGGAGAAUACUCCAAUAUGCUCGGGACGGGGAUGAAAGCACCCCUGGGCUCAGUAAUGAUUUGGAGAUGCUUCACUCCGACAUGAUAGAGCUGGAAAGAGAAUGCGAUCUUGCUCUUCAAGGGUUCGACUCGAACGGCUCUAUAUCCAUCACACGAACAUCAUACCACUGGCUCAAUCUAAAAGUCACCAUUCAAUCCGGACUCAUCCUCCUCAGCCGGAUGCGCAACCCAAGUUGUCGAACUGACGAUGAGGCCCAGUCCGCAGCCUACAAGAUCCUGAAGAUCACGAUUCAGCUGCGCAAGGCGAACAAGUUGCACAACCCGCACUCGGUAUUCUCGGUGCUGCCGAUAUUUCUCGCGGGUAUCGAGACCAUCGACGAGGUUCAUCAGGACUGGAUCAUGAGGUUCCUGGAGGAUGCGCGUGGCUGGGGGCUACAUGUGCAGAGAGCCGCCAAAGUGCUGCAGCGUGCUGUGGAGAGGCAGAAACAGACGGGGCGUAGGCUGGGAUUCAAAGAUAUUGCCAGUCUAGCGAGUGAGCAGCUCGUAUUGUAA
Clonostachys solani is the source of this 1656-nucleotide messenger RNA. NCBI's taxonomy places the organism in Eukaryota, Fungi, Ascomycota, Sordariomycetes, Hypocreales, Bionectriaceae. The record is from the annotation of a GenBank genome assembly.